AACAAAAACACUUUGAAAGGGUAUCUCAAAGGAGAAGGAGGAAGAAGAAUAUAUAAAUUUGUUUGACUCAGAGAGAUUCAGUAAUGGCAGCCUCUGCUACUUUCAGAGCCUCCGUUUCUUCAUCUCCUCCUUCGUCUUCUUCUUCUUCCUCUUCUCAGCUCACCCAUUUGAGAUCAUCACCCUUCAAAGCUUUCAACUUUACGCCUCUGUCAUCGUCUCGCAGCUCCAAGUCAUCAUCUUUCUCCGUCUCCUGCACUAUCGCCAAGGACCCGGCUGUUCUUAUGGCCCCCGGAUCUGACCCGGCUCUCUGGCAAAGACCCGAUUCCUUCGGUCGGUUUGGCAAGUUUGGUGGCAAGUAUGUCCCUGAAACCCUUAUGCACGCUCUCUCUGAGCUCGAAUCAGCUUUCUAUGCUCUCGCCACCGACGAUGAUUUCCAGAGAGAGUUGGCAGGGAUCUUGAAGGACUAUGUGGGUAGAGAAAGCCCUCUGUAUUUUGCAGAGAGGCUCACUGAGCAUUACCGGCGUGAAAAUGGCGAAGGGCCGCUUAUAUACUUGAAGAGAGAAGACCUGAACCAUACUGGUGCUCAUAAGAUUAACAACGCUGUGGCUCAGGCUCUUCUCGCUAAGCGUUUGGGGAAGAAGAGGAUUAUUGCUGAGACAGGAGCUGGUCAACAUGGUGUGGCUACAGCUACUGUGUGUGCCCGUUUUGGUCUGGAGUGUAUUAUCUAUAUGGGUGCUCAAGAUAUGGAGAGACAAGCACUCAAUGUGUUCAGAAUGCGACUUCUUGGUGCUGAGGUGAGAGGAGUUCACUCUGGAACAGCGACAUUGAAGGAUGCUACAUCAGAAGCAAUAAGAGAUUGGGUGACCAAUGUGGAGACUACCCAUUACAUUUUGGGAUCUGUGGCUGGUCCUCAUCCUUACCCGAUGAUGGUUAGAGACUUCCAUGCUGUGAUUGGUAAAGAAACUAGGAGACAAGCGUUGGAGAAAUGGGGUGGGAAGCCAGAUGUCUUGGUGGCUUGUGUCGGUGGUGGUUCAAACGCUAUGGGACUCUUCCAUGAAUUUGUAAACGACAAAGAGGUCCGGAUGAUCGGUGUGGAAGCAGCGGGAUUCGGAUUGGACAGUGGCAAACAUGCUGCUACAUUGACAAAGGGAGAUGUCGGUGUCCUCCAUGGAGCUAUGAGUUACUUGCUGCAAGAUGAUGAUGGACAAAUCAUUGAACCACACUCCAUCAGUGCAGGAUUGGACUACCCUGGAGUCGGACCCGAGCACAGUUUUUUCAAAGACAUGGGACGGGCUGAAUACUAUAGCAUAACCGACGAAGAAGCGUUGGAAGCAUUCAAAAGAGUGUCCCGGUUAGAGGGAAUAAUUCCAGCGCUCGAAACCUCACACGCAUUAGCUUACCUCGAGAAGCUAUGCCCCACGUUAGCAGACGGAACGAGAGUGGUCUUGAACUUCAGUGGAAGAGGAGAUAAAGAUGUUCAGACAGUGGCUAAAUAUCUUGAAGUUUGAAGAGAAACACUUUUGUUUGUGUUUUAGUUUUCAUUUUCAGACAAUGAAAUCCUUUUUGUACUUGUAAUAUGUUUGUACUUUGCUUCUCUCUGGUCAAGAACGUUUCCAAAAAAAUUGGAAAUAGAAAAUGAUUACCAAUAGAACAUAAUCUGAAUAAAUGUAUGAUUUCCGAAA
Camelina sativa (false flax) is the source of this 1682-nucleotide messenger RNA. Its product is annotated as tryptophan synthase beta chain 1, chloroplastic. Gene Ontology annotation, biological process: L-tryptophan biosynthetic process. NCBI's taxonomy places the organism in Eukaryota, Viridiplantae, Streptophyta, Magnoliopsida, Brassicales, Brassicaceae. Gene Ontology annotation, cellular component: cytoplasm; chloroplast stroma. Gene Ontology annotation, molecular function: tryptophan synthase activity. The record is from RefSeq and is a predicted model, not a curated record.